This is a messenger RNA of Anopheles maculipalpis, 1626 nucleotides long. RefSeq names its product protein singed (gene singed). The transcript has 5 exons. The record is from RefSeq and is a predicted model, not a curated record. Gene Ontology annotation, cellular component: cytoplasm; actin cytoskeleton. Gene Ontology annotation, biological process: cell migration; establishment or maintenance of cell polarity; actin filament bundle assembly. NCBI's taxonomy places the organism in Eukaryota, Metazoa, Arthropoda, Insecta, Diptera, Culicidae. Bases 91 to 1626 code for a protein of 511 amino acids. Gene Ontology annotation, molecular function: protein-macromolecule adaptor activity; actin filament binding.
CCCCGGACCCGUACGGAUUCUUUGCGUGUGACGCGGCUCUGUUGAGCAUCGAAAGCAGCCACCCUGUAUCUCCAACCGACCGUCGCCACCAUGAAUGGUUCCGGGUACGAGAUAAAUACAAACGGUGAUAUCCUGCUACAGAACCAGCAGAAGGGCUGGUGGACGAUCGGGCUGAUCAAUGGCCAGUACAAAUACAUGACGGCCGAAACGUUCGGCUACAAGCUGAACGCUAACGGUGCAAGCCUCAAGAAGAAGCAGCUCUGGACGCUGGAACCGUCCACCACCGGCGAUAGCAUCAUCUAUCUGAAGUCGCACCUGGGACGCUACCUUUCGGUGGACACGUUCGGCAAUGUGCUGUGCGAGUCGGAGGAGCGCGAUGCGGGCAGCCGCUUCCAGAUCAGCAUCACCGAUGACAAUUCGGGCCGCUGGGCGUUGAAGAACGAGCAGCGCGGAUACUUCCUUGGUGGCACGCCGGAAAAGCUAACCUGCACGGCGAAGGCUCCGGGCAAGAGCGAACUGUGGAGUGUUCAUCUCGCUGCUAGGCCUCAGGUGAACUUGCGCUCGGUUGGUCGCAAACGGUUUGCCCAUCUGUCCGACACGCAGGAUGAAAUCCAUGUCGAUGCGAACAUUCCGUGGGGUGAGGACACGCUGUUCACGCUGGAGUUCCGUGCCGAUGAGGAUGGUCGUUACGCGCUGCAUACGUGCAACAACAAAUAUCUCAACUCCAACGGCAAACUGGAGACCAAGUGCACGGACGAUUGUCUGUUUUCGGCCGAAUACCACAGCGGCCAUCUUGCGUUGCGCGACCGGCACGGGCUCUACCUGUCGCCGAUCGGUUCGAAGGCGGUGCUGAAGUCCCGCUCGCAGACGGUAACGCGUGACGAGCUGUUCUCGCUCGAGGACUCACUGCCCCAGGCAUCGUUCAUAGCCGCACUAAACAGCAAGUACGUGUCGGUAAAGCAGGGCGUCGACGUGACCGCCAACCAGGACGAGAUCGGCGAGAACGAAACGUUCCAGCUCGAGUUCGACUGGUCCGCCCACCGGUGGGCACUGCGCACCACGCAGGACCGCUACUGGUGCCUGUCGACUGGCGGUGGCAUCCAGGCAACCGGCAAUCGCCGUUCGGCCGACGCACUGUUCGAGCUCGAAUGGCACGGCGACGGUUCGGUGUCGUUCCGUGCCAACAAUGGCAAGCUGCUCGCAACGAAACGGUCGGGCCAUCUGUUUGCGACUGCGGAAGCGAUCGAGGAGACGACCAAGUUCUACUUCUAUCUGAUCAACCGGCCAAUACUGGUGCUGAAGUGCGAGCAGGGCUUCGUCGGGUAUCGUGCGCCGGGCAGCAACAAGCUCGAAUGCAACAAAGCCAUCUACGAGACGAUCCUGGUCGAACGUGCCCAGAAGGGCAUCGUCCAUUUCAAGGGUCAAAAUGGAAAGUAUUGGCGCGUGGAUGGCGAAGGCAUUGCAGCCGAUUCGGAUGUACCGUGCGAUGGGUUCUUCAUUGAACUGCGCGAACCCACGCGCAUCUGUCUCCGUUCCAGCGAUGGACGCUAUCUGGGUGCUACCAAGAACGGUACGUUCAAGCUUGUCGACACCGGUUACGAUACUGCCACCCAGUGGGAAUACUAA